Molecule: messenger RNA, 1059 nt
Organism: Sclerotinia sclerotiorum 1980 UF-70
Lineage: Eukaryota; Fungi; Ascomycota; Leotiomycetes; Helotiales; Sclerotiniaceae
Exons: 3
Coding region: 1-1059 (352 amino acids)
Molecular function (GO): nitronate monooxygenase activity
Source: RefSeq, a predicted model, not a curated record
AUGGCAACUCAAGGACCGCUGACCACAUCCCUAACCACCGUACUCGGAACAAAACAUCCUAUAAUUCUUGCCGGUAUGGCCCGUACAUCUGGCGGACCACUAGCCGCAGCCGUCAGUAACGCAGGCGGUUUGGGUUGUAUAGGAGGAUUAGGAUAUACACCGCAACAACUCCGCGAAAUUAUCCACGAUUUGAAAUCCCAUCUUAAAAACCCAUCUCUUCCUUUCGGUGUCGAUCUCGCUCUCCCUAAGGUAGGAGAGGGUGCUCGAGCUACUAAUCACGAUUAUACGAACGGACAGCUCGAUUCAUUGAUCGAUGUCACGAUUGAAGAGGGCGCGCGUUUGUUUAUAUCUGCUGUGGGAAUUCCUCCUCCACAUGUAAUUAAGCGCUUGCAUGAAGCGGGGAUUUUGGUAAUGAAUAUGGUUGGGGCACCUAAACAUGCUAUUAAAGCAUUGGAUGCAGGUGUUGAUAUCGUGUGUGCGCAAGGAGGAGAAGGAGGCGGACAUACAGGUGAUAUACCGAAUUCGAUAUUGAUACCUGCGGUGGUGGAUGUAGCGAGGAAAUAUAAACCGGCGAUGUUGAAGGGGAGGGAGGCGCUUGUUGUUGCUGCGGGGGGAAUAUAUAAUGGUAGGGGAUUGGCGAGUAGUUUGAUGCAAGGAGCGUGUGGAGUGUGGGUUGGAACGAGGUUUGUGGCAAGUGAGGAGGCGGGAUGUAGUAGGGCUCAUAAGGAGGAGGUGGUUAGUGCCAGGUUUGAGGAUACGUUGAGGACUUUGGUGAUUUCGGGGAGACCGUUGAGAGUUAAGAUGAAUGAUUACAUACAAUCCUGGGAAUCACAACCAGAAAAGAUCAAAGAAUUAACCCAGAGAGGUAUCACGCCUCUCGAAUACGAUAUGGAACAGGGAAAAGAUGUAGAUAUACCACAUUUAAUGGGUGUAGUAGCUGGAGUUAUUGAAGAUAUUAAACCAGCUGGAGCGAUCGUUGAUGAAAUGAUUAGCGAAGCGGUAGACAUGUUGAAGAAGGCGGAUGGUUUCUUGAGUAGUAGUGCGAAGAGUAAAUUGUGA